Messenger RNA from Rana temporaria (common frog), 1867 nucleotides. It is a transcript of the gene ARHGAP8, whose product is annotated as Rho GTPase activating protein 8. The transcript is spliced from 14 exons. The record is from RefSeq and is a predicted model, not a curated record. Lineage: Eukaryota; Metazoa; Chordata; Amphibia; Anura; Ranidae. Gene Ontology annotation, cellular component: cytoplasm. Bases 538 to 1821 code for a protein of 427 amino acids. Gene Ontology annotation, biological process: small GTPase-mediated signal transduction; negative regulation of endocytic recycling. Gene Ontology annotation, molecular function: GTPase activator activity.
CUCUAGGUGGAAGGAAUGCAGGUGGGAGGCUUUCAUUUUCACCUUGAGUUUUUUUUAACUCCUGUUUUGUGUUCCAGCCCCGCCUAAGUGAUAGCCACAUGCUGCCUGAACAAAAGAGGCUUGAAUAGUUUCUUAGCUAUCCUGUGUGUAGCAGAGCCACCUGGGUGUAAUCUCUGAAAGGGACAGUGACCGGGAGCAGCCACAUUGGAAAAAGGAUCAGGACGCGGGGACACAACUGCUGGAGCCUGGAGAACCAACCAGGAAGUGAGCGUGGACAAGUUUCAAGGCAGGCAGUGACCCUUUAACUGCUGGAGGUGUCUGUGCUUGACUGGAGUAACUGAAAACUCAAACAAGAAAAAAAAAAUCUUCUGGGACGCAAUCUGCACAUCGCGCUGUCACAUCAGAGUUUUCACUCCUCUUUGUCUCCUAUUUAAUAGGAAAGGAAUUUAAUACACCCCGGUGUGAAGGUGCACCUGUGCUGCCUUCCAGUUCUGCAGGCAGGGGGUGCUGUGGCUCCCUUCAUCCCUCUACACUGACAUGCAGAGCAUGAACUCCAUUGACUUCGAGGAGCUAGCCGAAAUAGAGCUGCAGAAAGAUGAGGAAGAACAGGCGCAGUUGGGUGGAGUCACAGUCACGGAUGAUGGAACCCAAGAAUUUAAUGAUGUCAGUGUAAAUGAUCCAUACUAUGACAUUGCCCGUCAUGGUAUAAUUAAUGUAGCGGGUGAUGAUAACUCAGGUCGGACCGUGAUUACGUUCAGUUGUUUUCGCUUACCGCCAUGUCAUGAGAUUGAUCACGCCCGUCUGCUAGAAUACCUGAAGUAUACGUUGGACCAGUAUGUGGAGAAUGACUACACCGUUGUCUACUUUCACUAUGGCCUAAAUAGUCGCAAUAAACCAUCUCUCAGUUGGCUCCAGAGCGCCUACAAGGCGUUUGACAGGAAGUAUAAGAAGAAUCUAAAGGCGCUUUAUGUUGUGCAUCCAACUAACUUUAUCAAAGUUCUGUGGAAAAUAUUCAAGCCAGUGAUAAGUCACAAGUUUGGCAAGAAAGUUUCCUACAUGAACCACCUAAGUGAUCUUCGAGAGCAUCUCCGAUUUAACCGUCUCAUCAUUCCACAGGAAGUGUUACAACAUGAUGAAAAGCUCCGCCUCCAACACAAAGGAAAAACCGCACCUGUUACAAAAGCUCCUCCACCUCGACCGCCGCUCCCUACUCAACAGUUUGGUGUCAGCCUGGAGUACCUAAAGAACAAAAACAAAGGAGAGCUGAUCCCCCCAGUCAUGGAACAGACAAUUUCGUACCUGAAAGUGAAAGGUCUGCGCACUGAAGGUCUCUUUCGAAGAUCAGUCGCCGUUCACAUCAUCAAAGACAUCCAGAAGCUGUAUAAUCUGGGGAAGGCCGUGAAUUUUGAUGAGUAUGGUGAUCCGCACAUACCUGCUGGAAUCCUGAAGACCUUCCUGCGUGAACUGCCGGAUCCUUUGCUGACCUUUCAGUCUUACCAACGCAUACUGAGGAUCACCAGUGUGGAGAGUAUCCUACGUGUAAACAGCUGUAAAGAGAUCGUACACAGACUCCCAGAUCAUAACUAUGCCGUGCUGAAAUAUCUCAUCUGUUUUCUGAAAGUGAUUUCUCAGGAGAACAUCAGCAAUAAGAUGACCGCCUCAAACCUGGGCUGUGUGUUUGGACUGAAUUUGGUGUGGCCGCAGGAAGGAGCCCCGUCCAUUAAUGCUCUGGUCCCAGUAAACACGUUCACAGAAUUGCUUAUUGAAUACUACCCACAAAUCUUCAGCUCCAGGACUGUCCUGGGUGAGAAACUCCCAUAACCACGAUAGACUAUACAAUGGACAAUUCACAGAAACGAGAUGAUGA